CAUUCAUUUCCUGAGAACUGCCCUGAGCAGCUGAGAGGAGCAGAGAGGGGAGGGAGUCACACACAGUGAGAGAGAGAGAGAGAGAGAGAGAGAGAGAGAGAGAGAGAGAGAGAGAGAGAGAGAGAGAGAGAGAGAGAGAGAGAGAGAGAGAGAGAGAGAGAGAGAGAGAGAGUGAGAGACAGACAGAGAGGACUGUAUAAGGAAGACAGUUUCUGUCGCUCUGCAGCUCCUGGUCAGACGCCAUCAAUAACAGGAUGUUAAUGCUAGACGGAAUGCCUGCAGUCCGAGUCAAAGCAGAACCUCUGGAAUCUGAGAGAGGGUCACCCAAAGUGCACGGCUAUCCUGAUAUGGAGGCGGUGCCAAUCCUGCUCAGCAAAGUGAAGGCAGAACCUCCAGAAGACCUGCUUUCAUCCGAGCAGUUCCAGACCCAGACGGAGCCCGUGGACCUGUCAAUCAACAAAACACGGACAUCAUCUCCUUCAUCCAACACCUCACCCAUUACCUCAGCCUUCUCUCCAUCCUCCUCUUCAUCAUCGUCGUCCUCACCUUCCGUCAUCGCCUCCAUCUCCGCGGGAAUGCCCUCCGUUUUGACACCCGGGCCGUUGGUGGGCUCUUCUCAUGGAGUUAGAGGCCAGCAAUUUUUGCACAUCAUCCACCCUGUUCCCCCUUCGAGUCCCAGUAAACUGCCCAGUCAGGUGCACCGUAUCCCUGUUGUGGUGCAGUCGCUGCCCCUCAUGUACACCACAUCCGUACGCUCUCCUUCCACCCUCAACUCCACCAUCAUGUUACCUCUCCUGGACGAGGCCAAGUGCCUGGGCAAAGCACAAACAGAUCCCAAUGGCCUGUCGCCAAGACAAAUCAAAAGUGACAGUGAUGAUGACGACCUGCCAAACGUGACCUUGGACAGUGUUAAUGAAACAGGAUCCACAGCGCUGUCUAUAGCACGAGCAGUGCAGGAUUCCAUGUCACCAUUCAGUAUUGAGAGCAUUCGACGGCCACAGCCACCUGAAUCUCCAGACUCCAAGAAAAGACGCAUCCACAGGUGCGACUUUGCAGGCUGUAAUAAGGUUUAUACUAAGAGCUCCCAUUUAAAGGCACACCGGAGGACACACACAGGUGAGAAGCCAUACAAGUGCACCUGGGACGGCUGCACAUGGAAGUUCGCCCGCUCGGACGAGUUGACACGGCAUUAUCGUAAACACACAGGGGUCAAACCCUUUAAGUGUGGGGACUGCGACCGAAGCUUUUCCCGCUCAGACCAUCUGGCCCUGCAUCGUCGCAGACACAUGCUGGUCUGAAUCCACACACACAAGGGAGAGCUGGAUCUCCCCCAAUAGUGUUCAGCUGGGCUGGAUACAAAAAUGGCCAUCCCUGCCCCUGAGAAAGAGAGAGAGAGAGA
Messenger RNA from Rhinichthys klamathensis goyatoka, 1399 nucleotides. It is a transcript of the gene klf12b, whose product is annotated as Kruppel like factor 12b. The transcript has 6 exons. The record is from RefSeq and is a predicted model, not a curated record. The coding region runs from base 255 to 1298 and encodes 347 amino acids. Gene Ontology annotation, biological process: regulation of transcription by RNA polymerase II. NCBI's taxonomy places the organism in Eukaryota, Metazoa, Chordata, Actinopteri, Cypriniformes, Leuciscidae. Gene Ontology annotation, molecular function: RNA polymerase II cis-regulatory region sequence-specific DNA binding; DNA-binding transcription factor activity, RNA polymerase II-specific.